Molecule: messenger RNA, 1284 nt
Organism: Topomyia yanbarensis
Lineage: Eukaryota; Metazoa; Arthropoda; Insecta; Diptera; Culicidae
Exons: 2
Coding region: 236-1084 (282 amino acids)
Cellular component (GO): mitochondrion
Source: RefSeq, a predicted model, not a curated record
UGUUAUGCGUAUCACGGCAGUAGAUCGAAUGAGCACACCGCGAGCAACGUGACAUACAUACGGCACUAGCGCAAGAGCGAGUGUGUAUACGUAAACACUAUCGCAACUUUCGACACUGUUUGCGAUUACCAAAUCACGUAUCCCGAUUUAUUUUUCGCUAGUUUACUUUUGCAGUGAGUGAAUAACAAAUCUAAAUAUUUCAUGAGGUACUUGCUGGUGUUUCGCCUAGAAAAAAAUGUCGCUACUGAACUUAUCGCGACUAGCGAUGGCUGGGAUGGCAGCGAGAUCAUCCACAAAUCGGUUUACGGUGCGUCUUCAAAACAACGCAGCUCAACUUAGGAAUUUGGCUUUUUGCUCAAACCGUUCAAUCCCCUGCUGGACUGAUGAGCAGCGACAGUACAAUACGGUUGGACAUCGACAUUUUCCGGUUCUCUUUAGACAGUCGUUUCAGUUGAGGCAGUUUCACGGUAACGGUUUGCGGCAAAAGCAACAGGAACAAACACCGGACAGCAGUAGGAAGGAUGAGUCGCCGGAAGCUACGCCUUUGGAGGAACCAGCCAAGCUUGGCCUGGUGGCACGAUUCAGAAAGAUGUACAAAGAAUACUGGUACGUGUUGGUCCCGGUCCAUUGCAUAACAUCGGUGUUUUGGUUCGGUGGUUUCUAUUACGCCUCAACGAGUGGAGUGGAUGUGAUAUCACUACUCGAAUCGAUAGGCGUGUCCGAGAAACUGAUCGAUCCAGUACGAGAUUCCAGUCUGGGCCACAUUGCGGUUGCCUAUCUGUUGUACAAGAUUGCAACACCAGCUCGAUACACCGUGACAUUGGGUGGUACGACAAUUUCUAUCAAAUACCUCGUUCAGUUGGGUUACAUCAAACCGAUUCCCUCGAAGGCCAAACUGGUACAAAUGUAUAAGGAUAAGAAGGAAAAUCUACAGGAGCGGAUAGCCGAGAAGAAGCAGGACUUUCAGGAACGAAAGCAGCAACUCGAAGAGCGGAAGAAAAACCUGAUGGAUGACCUUGAACAGUACAAGAGCGGCGUGAAGAGCAUCAAGGAUAAGAAACAAGGAGUGACGGAUGAGAAGUAGUCACCGGAUGGGAUUAUCCUUAAUUUCUGUGUUCUUUCUGUUGGUGUCGUUACAUAUGCCUACUUAAUCAGGGUCGCUCUAUAAUGUUAUUGAAGAGAGAUGCGAGAAAGUGUUUAUCCUUAGGGCUUAGAUCGCGAUAGCAAGCAAAGCUUUGCUUAUUUUUGACAUAAAUAUUUAAUCUUUAGAAACCCGUCGAAAAA